This is a messenger RNA of Daphnia pulex (common water flea), 1383 nucleotides long. Its product is annotated as SEC14-like protein 2. Bases 44 to 1210 code for a protein of 388 amino acids. Lineage: Eukaryota; Metazoa; Arthropoda; Branchiopoda; Diplostraca; Daphniidae. Gene Ontology annotation, cellular component: cytoplasm. The record is from RefSeq and is a predicted model, not a curated record. The transcript has 11 exons.
UGUAAUCAAACGCCAGUGAUCACAGUCGCCAGUAGCUACAAAAAUGUUAGUGUCCCAAAUGAGUGAAGCGCAAAAGGAAACUUUUGACCAGUUCAAAGACAAAGUUAAAGAUUGCAAAUUGAUCGAUCCCAGUGACGAUUACAUUCUCAAAUGGCUCGUCGCCCGAAAUUUCGAUCUCGAUCAAGCCGAAAAAAUGCUCCGACGCUCCGUCGAAUGGAGGAAAGCCAACCGCAUUGAUGGCAUCGUAGAACAGUGGGAACCGCCGAUGGCUCUAGUCAAGUACUACCCCAUGGGCAUCAUCGGAGCAGACAAAUUCUUCUGUCCACUGUGGGUCGUGUCGUUUGGCAAGGGAGACUGGAGGGGAAUUCUGCAGUCGGUCAGCAAACGCGAUUAUUUGCGCUACAUUUCCUACAUGGCCGAAAAGAGUUUUGCGCAAAUGAGGAAGAAUUCUUUGCAGACCGAAAACCCCGUCACCUAUCAGACUUUCAUUAUCGACAUGGAGGGACUGUCGAUGCGGCAAAUGGCCUACAAACCUUUCAGAGAUGUCGGAUUCGAAGGAAUUCAAAUUUCAGAAGCCAAUUACCCCGAAAGUCUCCGACGAGUCUUUAUAGUCAACGCUCCCAAAGUCUUCACGUUCGUGUUCAACAUGGUGAAACCGUUUCUGCAUCCGGUGACACUCGACAAGAUCAGCGUCUUUGGAUUCGACAAAAGCGAAUGGAGCGCCGCUUUGCUCAAAGAAAUCGACGCCGACCAACUUCCGGUUCAUUACGGCGGGACCAUGACCGACUCCAAAGGCGACCCCAAAUGUUCCAGCCUCAUCAGCUUGGGCGGAGAGGUGCCACAAUCUUAUUACAUGGAAGCGAUUAAACCGACGCCCAAUAAGAACAUGACGUCUCUCUCCAUACCAAGUGGCAGCAAAAAGAAACUGGAAUUCAAAGUCAUCCAAUCCAAUUCCAUCCUCAAGUGGGAAUUCAUGACGGAAGACGGUGACAUUGGUUUCGGGGUUCAUUACGUGGAAAGGAACGGAGACAAGUUUGAUCUGGUGAAUAACGAACGAGUCGAAAGUCAUUUGAUGAUGGAAGAAGGCGAACUUCUUUGCACAAGGCCCGUUCUCUAUGUCGUGGAAUUCGACAAUAGUUUCAGCUACCUCAGAUCCAAAAAACUUUGGUACCGGAUCGUCGUCGACCUCCCCAUUUCCAAUUAUCAUUGAGAAUUCCAUUUGUUCGAUUGCUGUAACUCAUCAUUUUUUCAUUUGGUUUGAUUCCUACGAUAGUUUCCCCUUAAAUAUUGGAGUUUGUGCGCGUUAUUUUAUUCACCAGAUGUGUGUUAAUAUAAUCAAGGGCGUUCCACGAAUAGCUUGAAAUAAUAAACAAUUGAAACAUU